GCGGAAGUUUUGGAGCCAACGCGCCGCUCCUCCGCUCAGCUUCUCUCCGCGGAGUUUCCCAGUUUCACCUCAGUUCUGGGCUUCGUUCUCCGGUGCGCGCCCUGACUGAGACUCGGCUCUGACUGAGACUCGGCUCUGGGCUUCGUUCUCCGGUGUGCGCCCUGACACACACACACACACACCCGGCGCUAUGUCCUCGCCCGCGGAGCUCCAGGUCACUCCCUCGGACGGGACAGAGCUGCAGGAGGGUGCCCUAAAGUCGUCCACGGUGAACCGGAUCCUGAUGGAGUUUCUGAUGUACCUGGGCCGGAGCGUGCUGCUGCUCUACCCCGUGUACCUGACGGGAUCCUUGGGGCUGAGUGUGAGCUGGGUGCUGCUGAUCAUGCUGCUGCUCACCUGGUGGAGCAAGAACCGCGAGUGGAAAGAUGCGCGCAUCGGCACCGCGCUGGAGCUGCAGGACAACGAGACCCGGGUGAUCCACGCGGAGCUCCAAAACUCCCUGCAGCACGCGUCCUGGGUGAAUUUUCCUGAGGUGGAGAAAGUGGACUGGGUCAAUAAGGUCCUGGAACAGGCCUGGCCCUUUUUUGGAAUGUUUAUGGAGAAAUUAUUAAGAACAAAUAUUCAGCCUCAGGUUCGACAGUCCAGCCCCGCUCUGAAGACCUUUACCUUCACCAAGGUGCACUUUGGACAUGUGCCUCUGAGGAUCACUGGGAUGAAAGCUUACACACACGAGGUCGAUCAGAGAGAGGUGAUUCUGGAUCUUAAUAUCAGUUGGUCGGGAGACGUGGACAUCGACGCAGACGUGAAGCCUCCCAUCACCGCCGGGGUCAAAGGGCUCAAACUGCAGGGGAUGAUACGCGUGAUCCUGGAGCCUCUGAUUGGACAGGUCCCUUUAGUGGGCGGAGUCACCUUCUUCUUCAUCAGACGCCCCACUUUGCAGAUCAACUGGACAGGAACCACCAACCUUCUGGACAGCCCGGCCUUCAGUUCUCUGUCUGAGGAAACCAUCAUGGACAUCAUUGCCUCCAUCAUGGUGCUGCCGAACAGAAUGUGCUUCCCCCUCAUCGACCAGGUCAAAGUGGACCAGAUGAGGUUCCCCAUGCCCCGGGGCGUGGUCCGUGUUCACCUGCUCGAGGCUCGGGACCUCAUGGCCAAAGACACGUACAUGAUGGGAUUGGUGAAGGGGAAGUCGGAUCCUUACACCACACUCCGAGUCGGGAACAGACACUUCAAGAGCAAAACCAUCAAGGAAAACCUGCACCCCAAAUGGAACGAGGUCUACCAGUUUGUGGUCCACGAGGCGCCGGGACAGGAGCUGGAGCUGGAGCUGUUCGACGAAGACACUGACAAAGACGACUUCCUUGGACGGUACAAUCUGGACCUGGGGGAGGUGAAGAAAAACAAAGUCAUGGACACGUGGUUCACUCUAGAGGGCGCUCAGAGUGGGGAGGUCCACCUCAAACUGCAGUGGCUUUCUCUCCAGACUGACCCCCAUCUGCUCAAAGAGAGGGACGAUGGUUUGGCCUGUGCCAUGUUGGCCGUUUACCUGGACAAUGCCUCAGCUCUCCCGAAAGACCACAGUGAGAUCACGCACAAUCAGAAACACGGCAAGCACAGAGAGAGAGAGGCACGGUUAACAAAGAGAACAGUAAACCCCAACUCGUUUGUGGAGCUGUCUGUGGACAAAGACGUGCAGAAAAGCAAGGUGGUGUUCGCGUCCAGAGACCCCGUUUGGGAAGAGGGCUUCACCUUUUUUGUGCACAACAUCAAUACACAACAACUACAAGUGCAGGUGAAGGAGCCGGAGAAGAAGACCUCCCUGGGUGUCCUGACUCUUCCUCUGAGCCGCCUCCUGCAUAUCUCAGACAUGACUCUGGACCAGCGCUUCCUGCUGGAGAGAUCCGGCGCUACAAGUCAGAUCAAGCUCAAGGCCACACUCAGGAUUCUGACAGAAGAUAAACCUCCUCCAAAGAUCGAACCAACUGAGCUCAAAUCCUCUUCUGCGUCGGCCAAUUACAGCCUUCCUCCAGGCUCCGCCCCUCAGACAGCUGGCUCUGCCCCUCCUACAGAGAAGCCCACCCUCAAUGCCAAAAGCUCUGCUCCCUGGACCCAGUCCCCGGUCCAGGUCCCCGAGUCUGGAUCUAAACCCUUGUCUCAGAAUCCGAGCGCCGCUCCGGGCUCUCACACGCUGCACUCCCCCUCCUCCUCCAGUAUGAGGCGCUACGACUCCCAGAGCCUCCUGUCCGACAACUCCAUCGCCUCGUCACGCUUCGACCUGGCAGAGGGUGCCAACUACCCAGAAGCUGUGAGGAACCACGGCGGCUCGUUCGGGGAGAUCCACCUCACCGUGAAAUACGCCACUCUGAGGAACAAGCUCCUCGUGCUGGUGGAUGCCUGCAGAGAGCUGUUUCCCUGCAGUGAAAACGGCACAGAUUCGUAUGUUCGCCUGUAUCUGCUCCCGGACCAAUCCUGGAAUCACCGAAAGAGGACUCAUGUCAAGAAGAGGACCCUAAACCCAGUCUUCAACGACAAAUUUGAGUUUGACGUCUCUUAUGAAGAAGCCAAAACUCGGAAGUUGGACGUAGCUGUAAAAAAUCACAAAAUGUUCCACACCAGAGAGAGAAAAGACAUCGGCAUGGUGAUGCUCGAUCUGGCUCAGUUGGAUAUUUUGAGAGGUGUCACAGAUUGGUUUGAGCUCACACUUCCAGGGCUGAAGAGACCAUAGAACAUCUGAUUAUCACUAUCACAGUAUAGUAGGAACAGCUUUUUAUCGUUAGAUUUAUAUUAUAACAAAUACACAAUGCGAUUCAAUCAAAAACAAGUCUAGGCCUCGAUAUAGUCCUCGCCUGUGUUUAGUCCUGGCUCGUAGGUUUUGUUUACUCCUGUUUUAGUCUUGGUUUUAGACAUGUUUUUACAUUGCGGAGUCCUGGUUUUCAUCCUCUUAUCAUCCUGGUUUUAGUCCUGUUUUAAUCCUGUUUUAGUCCUGUUUUAGUUCUGUUUUAGACCUGGGUUUAGUCCUGGGUUUAGUCCUGGUUUUAGUCCUGUUUUAGUCCUGUUUUAGAUCUGGCUUUAGUCCUUUGUCAGGUCAAAUUUUGAAAUUGCGAAAUGGUAAUACAAUUCAAAUUACAAAAUCAUUCUAAGUAGCAAAAGACUUCUGGAAUACAAUUUGGUCAAUAACAAGUCUAGAGCUGGAUUUAGUCCUCGUCCUUGUUUAGACGUGAUUAGAAGGUCUGGUUUAUGUUAAAUAUUUAUCAUGUUUUAGUCCUGUUUUAGUCCUGUCUUAGACCUGAUUUAGUCCUGAUGUAAUUAGCCUUGUCUUAGUUCUGGUUUUAGACCUAGUUCAGUCCUGUCUUAGCCCUUGUUUUAGACCUGGGUUAGUCCUUGUUUAGUGGUUGUAUAACACAAUUCACUUGACCAGAAUGGUACUGAAUGUGUUUGAGCCAAAAUGGACGCCUUUGAAAAAUGUUUGGCCCUGAAUGCUGCGGUUGCUGUUGGUUUAUGUAUAAUUUACAGAACGAAUUCUGUUUCAUUCUUUUGUAAAAACAGAAAUCUAAGUUUGUCAAGUGCUUAACUUAUAAUUAUAUCAUAGUGGGGGAAAGUGAGUAGGGCUUUCAUACUAUUACAUAUUUCAUGCAAUAAUAUGAAAACUUAUGUUAAAAUAUAUAUAUUUUUUUACAUUUUAAAGUUGCACUAACUCUAAAAGUCAUAUGUUUUAAUAGUAAAUGUAUGUCACAAAGCCCAUGUAUGCUGCUGUUUGAUUGGUGUGGAUGUUUUCUGGUAAAUUCUAUCUUAAAGAUCAAUAUUUUAUUCAGCCUUUCUUUUUUGGCUCGUGUGUCUUUCUACUGAUUAUUUUAACUGUCAUAAAUUAACAAGAUAAACGGUUGUGGUGUUGUUUCUCUAUUCUAUUUCUCUGUGAUACAACUAGCUAACAGUAGUGUGUUAGCUAGCACUCAUAACUUAAUGUAAUAUUUUAUGUAAUAAGUCUAGUUUAGUCUUGAAGAACAAUAUUUUAUUUAUCCUUUCUUUAUUUUGGUUUUUGUGUCUUUUCACUCAUUAUUUUAACUGCAAACCCUGUCGUAAAUAAACAAGAUAAACGGUU
Periophthalmus magnuspinnatus is the source of this 4099-nucleotide messenger RNA. RefSeq names its product extended synaptotagmin-like protein 3 (gene esyt3). Gene Ontology annotation, biological process: lipid transport. The record is from RefSeq and is a predicted model, not a curated record. Bases 191 to 2725 code for a protein of 844 amino acids. The transcript has 23 exons. NCBI's taxonomy places the organism in Eukaryota, Metazoa, Chordata, Actinopteri, Gobiiformes, Gobiidae. Gene Ontology annotation, molecular function: lipid binding.